AUGGAAGGAGAUUCAACAAUUGUAUACAAAUCCAAUUGGAAAUCAGGUGUUUGUUGGGGAAAUUUAGCUGGAUGUCUUGCUUUCUAUCAUUCAUUAACUGGUUUUAGUUUAUUAAUAAUCAAUACAACAUUUAUUUUAAUAUCAUCUAAAUAUCAGUUUAUUUUUUGUUGUUCGAUUAUACUUGGUCUCAUUAUUAUUUUACUUGGUGUUAUUCUUCUGCCACUUGUUUUUUCUUGUUUUUUGGGUCGACAAUAUCAUAUUUAUGCAACAAUUCAUGCAUAUGUUACUUUUAUGAUUAAUCUAAUUAAUAUAGUUUUGAUCGUAUGUGUUACAUAUGAAAUUAGUAAAUUGAAAAUAUUUAAUUUACUUUCAUCAAAAUUUUUGAUCACAGUCUUAGGAUUACUUUCAUUAACAUUAAUUGUUGGUAUUAUUGCAUGGGUUACAUAUGUUGGUAGACAAUUUCAUGAACCAAAUGGACAAUUUAUUCUGCAACUUUAA
This is a messenger RNA of Rotaria sp. Silwood2, 498 nucleotides long. Lineage: Eukaryota; Metazoa; Rotifera; Eurotatoria; Philodinida; Philodinidae. The record is from the annotation of a GenBank genome assembly.